Notolabrus celidotus (New Zealand spotty) is the source of this 3273-nucleotide messenger RNA. RefSeq names its product transmembrane channel-like 2a (gene tmc2a). Gene Ontology annotation, biological process: vestibular reflex; detection of mechanical stimulus involved in sensory perception of sound. Lineage: Eukaryota; Metazoa; Chordata; Actinopteri; Labriformes; Labridae. The coding region runs from base 1 to 2856 and encodes 951 amino acids. Gene Ontology annotation, molecular function: mechanosensitive monoatomic ion channel activity. The record is from RefSeq and is a predicted model, not a curated record. The transcript has 20 exons. Gene Ontology annotation, cellular component: plasma membrane.
AUGCCGAGAAAAAUCGAUCAGGCUGCGUUGGAUGAAGUGGGGAUAGAGGUGGACGGGGAUUUGAGUGACAGUGAUGAUGGUGCCACGCAGAGGAGACCCAACAGAAAGCAGGCAGCCGGAAGAGGAGCUGCAAGGGGAAGAGGCCGGGGCAAAAAGCCAGCCAGCGAUGAUGAAGAUGAAGAUGAAGAUGAUGAAGACAACGCUCCCAAGAGACGCGGCAGGGCAGCAAACAACAGGAAACCUGCAAAGAAGCGAGGCGGUGGUGAUGAUGAUGAGAGCGAGGAUGAGGCUCCAAAGAGGAAGCGAGGAGGAGGAGGAGGAGCAGCCAAUAGAAAGAGAGGUGGAAAAGCCCAGGACAGUGAUGAAGAGGAGAGUGAGGCCGAGAAAGGAAAGAGGGGAAAGAAAGGUGGAGGAAAGAAAGGAGGGAAGGAGGAGGAGGACAGUAAGGGUAAGAAGGGGGAUGCCAAAGGAAAGGAUAAAGGGAAAGACAAGGGGAAAGACAAUGACAAGGACAAGAAGAAGAAGAAAAAGGGGGACAGUUCCUCUGAUUCAAACUCCAACUCUGAGGAAGAGGAGGAGUCCAUGUCAGAGGGAGAGAUGGCUCAGCUGAUGGAGGAGGUGGAGGAGAAGAAGAAACUGAUCGCCACUAUCAGGAACAAACCGUGGAGGAUGAAGAGGAGGCUCACCCACUUAAGAGAGGCUCAGCAGUUUGUGGAUAAAUUUGAAGGAGCUUUGGGCAAAGGAAAAGGCAGAAAGUGGUACGCCUACAAAGUGAUGAUGACGAAGAAAUGGAUCAAGUUCCAGAGAGACUUUGAGAAUUUCAGGACAGCUUGUAUCCCCUGGGAGAGGAAGAUCAAAGAGGUGGAAAGUCACUUUGGAUCAUCUGUGGCGUCUUACUUCAUCUUCCUGCGCUGGAUGUACGGCAUGAACCUGGUGCUGUUUGGCUUCACUUUUGGGCUGGUGGUCAUCCCUGAGGUUCUGAUGGGCCUGCCGUACGGAUCCAUUCCAAGGAAGACUGUACCCAGAGCAGAGCAGCCCACCGCUCAGGACUACUCUGUUCUCAUGGACUUCCAGGGCUACUGCAAAUAUUCAAUUAUGUUCUAUGGAUUUUACAACGACCAGAGGACCAUCGGCCUGCUGAAGUUCAGGCUGCCUCUGUCCUACCUCAUGGUUGGGAUCGGCACCUUCGGCUACAGCCUGAUGGUCGUCAUCCGCACAAUGGCGAAGAACGCUGAUGUGGGUGGCGGAGACGGGGACGAGGGAGAGUUCACAUUUGCUUGGAAGAUGUUCACCAGCUGGGAUUACCUCAUAGGAAACGCAGAGACCGCCGACAACAAAUACGCCUCCAUCACCACCAGCUUUAAGGAGUCCAUCGUGGAUGAACAGGAGAACCAGAAGGACGAGAACAUCCACCUGCGGCGGUUCCUCAGAGUCCUGGCUAACUUCUUCAUCACUUGCAGCCUCGGCGGCAGCGGGUACCUCAUCUACUUUGUGGUGAAGAGGUCUCAGGAGUUCGCCACCAGAACCGACCUCAGCUGGUACGAGAAGAACGAGCUGGAGUUAAUCAUGUCUCUGCUGGGUCUGGUGUGUCCUCCUCUGUUUGAGACCAUCGCUGAGCUGGAGGACUACCAUCCUCGAAUCGCCCUCAAGUGGCAGCUCGGACGCAUCUUCGCCCUCUUCCUCGGAAACCUCUACACCUUUCUGUUCGCCCUGUUUGACGAAGUUAAUACAAAGCUGGAGGAAGAACAGUCUAUUAAAAACGCCUCCAUCUGGGCCAUGAAGGAGUACUACGCCAAUUACACAAUGAUGUCGAAUGACACAGAUGCCACCCCGCCCCCCAUGGACCCAUCUGAUGUCAUCCGAGGACCCUGCUGGGAGACCGCUGUUGGAAUAGAGUUUGUAAAGCUCACAGUGUCGGACAUCCAGGUGACCUACCUCACCAUCCUUAUUGGAGACUUUGCCCGAGCCGUGAUUGUCCGAUUCCUCAACUAUUGCUGGUGCUGGGACCUGGAGGCUGGAUUUCCGUCAUACGGAGAGUUUGACAUCAGCGGUAAUGUGCUCGGAUUGGUCUUCAAUCAAGGGAUGAUCUGGAUGGGUGCUUUUUACGCUCCCGGGCUGGUCGGCAUCAACGUGCUCCGCCUCCUCAGCUCCAUGUACUAUCAGUGCUGGGCCGUGAUGGCCACCAACGUCCCCCAUGAGAGAGUCUUCAAGGCCUCCAAGUCCAACAACUUCUACAUGGGUCUGCUUCUCCUCAUCCUCUUCCUGAGUCUGCUCCCUGUGGUCUACACCAUCAUGACGCUGCCGCCUUCGUUUGACUGCGGCCCCUUCAGUGGGAGGGUGAAGAUGUUCGAUGUCAUAAUGGAGACGAUCGAUCUGGACCUGCCCGCCUUCAUGGGGACGCUGUUCAGCUACGCGGCGAACCCCGGCCUCAUCAUACCAGCCGUCCUGCUCAUGGUACUGGCCAUCUACUAUCUGAACUCAGUGUCUGAGGCCUACCAGAACUCCAACAUGGAGCUGAAGAAGAAGAUGCAGAUGGCCCGAGAUGAAGAGAAGAACCGCAGGAACAACACGGACAGCACCAACCAGGUCAUGAAGGACCUGGAGGACCUGUUGCCGAAUCGUUCCCUCGCACCUCCUGCUCCACCUGAGCCAGAAAAGAAACCCGAGCCAGAAGCAAGGCCAACCAAGACCAAGCCGGGAGCAGCGGGUAAAGGUGUGAACCUGCAGAAGGACGUGGCUCUGGCAACGCCAAACCCCAACGCUCGAGGACCAGUGAGGCAGCCCCCCGGCCCGAGAGGACCUGGUCCUGGUCCUGGACCAGGCCGGGGCCGUGGGAGAGGGCCCCCUCCUAGAUAACAGAGUGAGAGAUCUCUUUUCAUUUCACAGAUGGAGACAGAAAAACAAAGUUAUUCUUACAAUGACUGCCUUUGAGUCGUCUUUGAGUCCUUUAAUUUCUCACCGACUUUAAGGUACAGUCAGAGUUUUCAAGGGAUGAAAAAUGAAAGGUGUAUUACCUGUUUCCUUACACAGAACACUAAAAACUUUGGCCUUCUCUUGAGUUACUCUUAACGACAUGAAGGAAGAUGCUGUGGUUGAUCCAUGGUUCUGCACACACAGCUGUACAGACUGCUAGAUAUUGUACGUUAUGCUAAUUGUUAUCACUUUUCAUAAACUGAAACUUUUGUGCUUUGUUGUUUUUUCUUUCUUUUACAAGAUUUUGUCGGUCAUGUAUGAAUCUGAAUUUGCAAUAAAGUUUUGAAUCUUUUAAUAACA